AUGCCGAUGAUUUGCCAGUCCGAUAGCCGAGAGAAUCUCUGCAUCUAUGUUGCCACACAUCUGGAAGACGAACGUUCUCUGAAAUCGUCCGUGGUCGAUGUCACCGACCACAUGCGCACUUCCUCCAAGAAAAGUUCUGUCGUUUUUGGAUUCAUACCAACCCCGUGGAUUUCCUUCCAUCGUGGUAUGCUUCCGCAUCAAGCACCCCAGGUAUCGAUGUUUUCGCGUCUGUGCAAUUAUCUCGACGAUCUCGUCGACUAUUACCCAUGCUGGCUUUCCCUGGAUCAGGACCAGCUCCCGCAUGAGCUUCUGUCCCACACCGCCUCAUACAUCACGGAUCUCGAGAGCCUGAUCGCCUAUGCAGGUCUGUCCAUUCAGCUAAUAUCCGUCCUUGAUGAUCCCAAGCAUGACGACGACAGUGACCAUGAAAGAAUAUGUUCCGGUCACGGGAAAGAAAGCCGGUAUUCUGCGAGCUCCCGUGUCAUGGAAAACGGAGAGGAUACCGUCUUGCGACUUGAUGAGGAACACGCUAAAUGCCACGAUUUGGUUAGCGGCUUAUGUUGA
Guyanagaster necrorhizus is the source of this 564-nucleotide messenger RNA. RefSeq lists its product as uncharacterized. The transcript has 3 exons. NCBI's taxonomy places the organism in Eukaryota, Fungi, Basidiomycota, Agaricomycetes, Agaricales, Physalacriaceae. Bases 1 to 564 code for a protein of 187 amino acids. The record is from RefSeq and is a predicted model, not a curated record.